AGUAUCUAAAAACCUCAACUUUAGAUAACAAGUGUUUAGGAUCUAAGCUGUUUAUUAGUACGGGCAAAAACAUAUGAUAGUGAAUAUAUGUAAAUUUAUUUAAAACUUUACUGCAGUGAUAGUUUUUAUAUGCUAGAAUAAAUAAUGAUAUAGUGUAAAAAUAAACAUAAAUAAUGACAAUGUUAAUGAUGGAAAGAAUCGUAACGAACUCGAACCAUAACGCCCAAGAAGAAAAAGAUAAGUUGCAUCAAUCAGAACCUCAAAUAUUUCGAAGGAAAGCGAAAAGAAAAAUCGACGAUACAAGAGAUGUAGAAAUGUGCGAAAAUUCAGACGAAGAAGAUUUGAAUGUAGACGUCGAAAAUGACGACACCCUUUGCCCCGUCGACUUGACUCGAAGACAAGAAAAAUUUAGUUCUUUCGAUAAUUUUCACAAGACUGAUUCAAACAGUGGCUUUUCCAGUUACAAAGACGACAGAAAGAGUCCUAAAAGUGUUUGUAGUGAACGUAGUAGAUCAAGAAGUCCCAGAGACCAAAGUCCUUCGGUAGUGCCUAUUCAGAAUAGACGGUUAGCGUUUUCCGUUGAAAAUAUCUUGGACCCUAAUAAAUUUACGGGAAGGCAGACUGUUUAUAGUGACGGAUUCUGUUGUUGGAAACCUUUAGAUGGAUCCAGCGGAUCACCUGAAUACGAAGGAAGUGACGCAGGUAAAGACCAUCAGUCAGACGACGAAGAAGACAUUCAAAGUGAUAUAAGUGAGGAUUCCAAAGAUCCCUCCAAAAAGAAAAAAAGUGACUCGAAAUCGCAAAACUCCGGCAAACCUCGACGAGCAAGAACUGCAUUUACUUACGAGCAAUUGGUAGCGUUGGAAAAUAAAUUCAAAACAACAAGAUAUCUCAGUGUAUGCGAACGAUUAAACCUAGCGAUAAGUCUAAGUUUAACCGAAACACAAGUAAAAAUAUGGUUCCAAAACAGAAGAACGAAAUGGAAAAAACAGAAUCCUGGGAUGGAUGUUAAUUCGCCCACCGUCCCUCCUCCGAAUGUCGGUUCCGGCGGAUCCUUUCCGGGAUUCCAUCAUACACAUAAUGGUUUACUUUAUGGACAUCAUGUUCCUUACGGUGGUGUUUAUCCUCUGCAAACAACUAGUGCUAGUAGUUAUUCGCCAUAUUUUCAUUUAGCUAAUCAUGGCCAUAACUUAGGUACUUGAACCUAGUUAAUGCAUUAGUAUAUAGCUUGGGUUAAUUAGUUGUACACACAGACAUAUGUAAAAUAUCUAAAAAAAUCACUGAUUGAAAUUGAUGAGAGUAUCUUUCCAUAUUGAAGACUUUGUUUAUACUAGUUCUACACCAACACUCAAUUACAAUCUCUGAAGGCGAUAACUUGGUUACGUUAGGUUCAGACAGUGUCAUUGUGAUUAUUGGUGUAUUGGUAGUAUAAAGAGUGUGUUUAGUAUGAAUAUUAUAAAUGGUUCCAGAAAUUCCAACUUAUUUAUAUCCUUCUUUGAUUGUUCUGGAAGAGUAGUAAUUCGUAAAAUGAUGGCAAAUCAUUUGGUUGUAGUUCCAACAAUUUUCCUUGGUAUAAUUAAUAAUAUACUGCUUUCCACAAUUCUUUAAAGAAUAAAUCUCAACAUUUCUGAAUUCACAUUCAUUUCAAGUACUGUACACAUAUGUAUAUUGAAGCGUCAGUUUAUUUGACUCAAAUAACUCUAUAAAUUCGACUCUUCACUUAUUAGGCUCUUAGUUUCUUCCUGGGUCAUGCAAAAAAAAGAUGCACAACAGGUAUUCAAUGAUGAUACUUUUUUAAAGAUUUUGUUGUCUAGCACUAGUCUGCAUCUUCUUGGAUGAUAUAUGGAAAUAUAUGUACAUGUGAAGCCUUCAAUAUUUUCAUGAAACUUUUGGAAAUUACACUCCAAAUUAUUCUCUAUUUCAGCGAUAAUUACUGCAUCAUUAUCAUAGUAUAUAGUAUGCUUAUUCCAAUGUAUUCAAAACGGUAAUUUUUCUUCUUAGUUUUGUCGUCUGUCAUUUUAGCUUUAGUUUAUGUUGACGCUCCCAUGCUAUCUUGAAAUUUUUAAUAGCUCAAGUCGAAAUGAAGUAUCAAAUCUUUAUUUAUGCCUACAAAGUAGGAAAAAACUGGACAAAAUCUAACGUUGGAUACAUUCACUAGACAUGAAUAACGACAAAUUUUCGUUAUUAUCAUUCGUUUUACGUUUAUUCAAAUUAUCUACCCCAAUUUCUAGAAGUAUAGAGAACUUUAUAUGAUCUACGUAUUAUCAUUAUCAUCAUUAUUUAAUUUUAAUCUUAAAAACUGAAUUUUUGUGACAGGAAAGGAGUAUAUUAUGAAUACAAAACAAAUUGAUCGAUUAUUAUGAAUGAACGAGACUUCAUCUUUUCGACUGAUUACUGAUUCUCUUCUUGGCAUAUUAUCAACUAACCUUUGGAAAUCAUAUGGUGUAAAGCUAUUCAAAAUUUAUUGGAGACAGGUUUGUAAUUCUGUAACGGUCCUUGCAGGAUUCGAUAUAAGCUUUUUCCUCAUGCUAGGCCCCAGGUUUUCAAUCACUGCGAGAUCUGAACUACUGGACUUCCAUUUUGAAACUAGAAGAUUGCCUUUUGAAACUCAAACUUUUACUUUUUUAGCUGUAUGAUAAGCAGUACUAUCUUGUUGAAAAAUAUAUCCAAUAUUAUAUGAACACUUGUCUUAAAUUUGAGGCGUUGGAUUUAAAGCUCGUUAAGAUGCUUAUCAGCAUUCGUAAUACUUUCCAUGAAGUUUACUCCUUACGAUCAGAUAUAGAUUCCCAAAUCAUAACAGACGCUUUCUUUUCAAAAUAGUCAUUCUGAAUAACUUUCUUCAGUUUUUCUGACACAACUCUCCUAGUAUAAUAUUUUGGACGGUAUACUUCGACUUAUUAACACUGUCGACAAAUAAUAUUAUUUCUCUUAUGAUGGCUACUUUUACUUAAUUGAAGCCGAUAAACAGACCAUUCAACUUAUACUGUCUCCAACAUCUCUUUUGUUAAACAUUUUUUAUAGGCCAUUUCAACAUGAAAACUCUCCUAUUAUACUAAAUUCACAAAAAUUAGUUUUCGGGGAGUUGGACCAACGUCAUAAACAGAGCUCGUAUAAAAUGAAACUCAGAUCUAAAAAUUUGUCCCGAUUAUCUCAAGCCAUAAUAUAAUGAAAUUUAUUUAUUUGUAUUAUAAGACUGUAUAUCUUGAGCACAUAUUCCAAAAUACAAUAAAUUAUUGUUCACAAGCACAUUUAACUGAAGUACUCCUAGAAAUUUGGAGUAACAGCCAAAAUACUAACACUCUUACAGAGGUGUAAGGCUCAUAUUAUAUAGCCUUUUCAGUAAAAAGCUUUUAUUUAUAUGCACACUAAUCACCACGUACAUUAAAACACUUUUGGAACGAAGCUUCCAUAACUCAAAAGUUUGAAGACAGUCAUAUAAUGGAAUGCUUUAAAAAUAUUGAUAGAUUACUUCAACUAUCUUAUCUUCUCCUGUGCAGUGUGUGAGGAUGCAUUAUCGUGUGGGCGAAGAUUGACUAACGCAAAAAUUCUGUGGUAUUACUAAUUGGUGUAGUUGCUGAUUCAACACCAACAUUGAUGUCAAACAUUUGAUAGGCACAUCAUGGAUCUUCUUCGAUCAUAAGUAUCACUCUUUCAAUUCUUCCAGUAAUAACUGAAUAACAGGGCCUACCGACACUUGCCUCAUCACCAAAUGAUAUCUUUCUUGUUUUAAAUAGUUGGUCAUGAAGGACACUAAAUGCGUGGUGCAACAGUAUUAGGCUUUGUUGUUUACUUAAACCGACAUCACUAUUCACCCUGCGAUAGCCUCGAUUCAAUUGCAGUCAGAGCUAACUACUUAAGCAUAGUAGGAUGUAAAAAUGCAUUGCUGUUAGCUCAAACUCUCCUCUUUUUGUGGCAUCUCAAAAUAUAGUGUUGCACUCGUAUACAUUUACGUUAAUGUAUUCACUCAAGUUAGAGAUAGAUACUUUUCCUAGAAAAGAUUGAAACUAUCAUUGUAAUUUCCAUCAUUUCAACUGAUGCUCAAUUUUUUUCUUCAUAUACCUCAAUAGAUUGGGAAUUGAAUUACUUUCAUAUGUGCCUCGUAAGUUUUUCACAUCAAUGAUAGAUGACAUGAUUGAAUUAAUUUCUAUUCUAUUAUUAUAUUAUAAGAAUUAUAUUUCAAUUAUUUAAUUUAGAACAAUCUGUAUAGAAAGAAAAUUUAUUUGCUAGAAACUCAAAAUUUUCCAAUAGCUUGCAAAAUGCUUGUACAAACAUUUUCAAUCGAAGAAUUUCAACAGAGUCAAACUAAUCUGUGAAUAGAGUUUGUAUUUUGGAAUAUACAAAUUACUAAUAAAUUUUUAUGUAGCUAAAUAUGCUGUGCAAAAAUUAGUGUAAUAUAGUAAAAAACAGUUGUAGAAUUUAAUGCAUUUAUCAAUUGUACAUGAAUUUGAUCUUGUAAAUAUAUCACGCCUUCUCAAAAAUAUAAAA
Diorhabda carinulata is the source of this 4485-nucleotide messenger RNA. RefSeq names its product homeobox protein slou (gene slou). Bases 174 to 1202 code for a protein of 342 amino acids. The record is from RefSeq and is a predicted model, not a curated record. Gene Ontology annotation, biological process: cell differentiation; regulation of transcription by RNA polymerase II. Lineage: Eukaryota; Metazoa; Arthropoda; Insecta; Coleoptera; Chrysomelidae. Gene Ontology annotation, cellular component: nucleus. Gene Ontology annotation, molecular function: DNA-binding transcription factor activity, RNA polymerase II-specific; RNA polymerase II cis-regulatory region sequence-specific DNA binding. The transcript is spliced from 2 exons.